GCAGGCUGUCGAAAACACUUCACCCGAUUGGUCUUGGCCUCGGUAUUUUAAUAUUUGGAUAAAUAUUUUACAAAUUAAUUUUUAUCAUAAAUUAUACAUCAAACCCAAAUUAUGCUUAAGAUUCCAAACCGACGCAAAAUGCCUGUGACCGAGCAACCACCUCGGAUUGUUAAGAUAGAGCGACCAACGCGAGGAAAGAGGCUCAGUCCCUUGAAAACGUCGAUCAUUCAGCCGCAGUCCUUAUUGCCCAAGAACACCCCAAAAAUUGCAGCUGACGACCUAAAAAAUCGUUUGCUUACUCUUCAGAAGCGUGUAAUGGAAUGGAAAUCUUCAAGUGUACCCUCGGAUAAAAUGGUACAGAUUACUCAUUUGAUAAAUAAAUGA
Molecule: messenger RNA, 384 nt
Organism: Drosophila gunungcola (fruit fly)
Lineage: Eukaryota; Metazoa; Arthropoda; Insecta; Diptera; Drosophilidae
Exons: 1
Coding region: 112-384 (90 amino acids)
Source: RefSeq, a predicted model, not a curated record